AUGUUCGCAACACAAUCUCCUCAAACCCCCUUCCACCAAACCCACUACACUCCAACCCGCUCCUCCCCGCUCCGAAAGCACAACACGACUCCACCCGUAUGGACCAUGUCCCCGACGCGCAGCAUCCAAGGCGCGUCACAAAGCACAGCGCCAAACCCAUUCAGCAACGCGCCACCGACUUUCAACAUCCAAACCGAACCAGUCGCCCGACACGUACAAAACCACCACUCCCCAAUCCCAAUGCACUUCAACGCGUCCGCCUCAGCCUCAACAACACCAACCUCUUCAAACCCAUUCCUCACCCACACUCAAGCACCCACUUCCCCCUCCUCGCCAACCCGCCAAAAACCGAAAUACGAAGCGCGAUACGCUUCCACUAUCGCGAACCCGCUUCAGGGCGCGGCGGGUCUGGCGCGCUCGAAAACGCGUAAGAUAUUCCUCAACCGUGUGCGCAAUGAGCGUGACGAUGGACGCUUUGAGGCGCGUGGGGAGCAGAUGAUGCGUAUGGAGCAUCUUGCUGACCGGAGGAGGUGGGAGGAGAGUAUGGCGAGGGAUGGGGAGGGGGUUAUUGCGGGGUUUGAGGGGGAGGUGGAGGAGGAUGAUAUGCUUCCUGGUAUGUUAGCUCUUUUUGUCUUUUUUCUUUUCUUUCGGGUUGAUUUGGCGGAUAUGCGAAUACGUGUGUGGAUUGAAGACUGGGUGGACUGGACUAUGCACUGUGCCUAA
Molecule: messenger RNA, 723 nt
Organism: Penicillium egyptiacum
Lineage: Eukaryota; Fungi; Ascomycota; Eurotiomycetes; Eurotiales; Aspergillaceae
Source: the annotation of a GenBank genome assembly